Molecule: messenger RNA, 666 nt
Organism: Pseudocercospora fijiensis CIRAD86
Lineage: Eukaryota; Fungi; Ascomycota; Dothideomycetes; Mycosphaerellales; Mycosphaerellaceae
Exons: 10
Coding region: 1-666 (221 amino acids)
Source: RefSeq, a predicted model, not a curated record
AUGGAGCAUCGAUGCAGUGGUCUCCUGUAUCUAUUAAGGAUCGAAGUUCAAGGCGUCAAGCCACACUUUGUGGCGAGUGCACGGCACAGCACAGCAUGGGCAACGAAAGCGCAGAAUAUUGCGUGUCCGGGGUUCCGUCACACACUCCUCCCCGCUCCUGCAGAAUUCGUGUACAAUAAUAGGGUGAAGUGGGCUGACGCAACCCCGGAUAGGGUGUGGUACUCACACCAACGUGGACAGCAACACGUUGCUCUCACGAGACCGUGCCACCGUGGUACAUGGGAUGUACAUGGCACUGGCAGUCAGCGCUUGCAUGCAACGGCAAUGGCAAUGGCAAUGGCAGCGCAUGACACGGCGGUGUGCCUCAUACGGCGUCGUCUCUUCACAUAUUCUAAAUGCGAGCUGGCCGUGAUCCGUUGGUGGCCGCGGGCGUUGCGGGAGACAAUUUGGGUUCAAGUUGCGAUUCAGGUCAGUCGAGGUUUGUGGUCACCGUCGAGGUUUGUGGUCACCGUCGGCGGUUACUUGUUCCAACUUUGGUAUCACCGGGCGUGGUGGAGGGUGUGGGUGUGGGCAGAAGUAUGGGCUCCGUGUGAGCCGGUGAAGGCGUGCUUGGCAAAUUUCGUCCCUAAUUUAAAGGUUUCGAACCUUCCGCUUCUUGGCUAUUAG